CUCCAUCUCAGGAUCAAAAAGCACGGGUUUAACGGCUCGACUCUCCACUUGCCAUGACUCGGCAACCAAAGAGACACGAUCGAGUGGGACGUUUUUCGAGUGGAUUGAGCGACAUGCAGCUGUUCUUUGUUCUUUGUUACGAAGAAUUCCUUUUUGUGUCACAGAUCAUGCAAUGAUAAACUGGGUCCUGAUAAGGGCUGUUCUCCUCCCUCGUGGGUUCAAGACAACACAAUUCGAUUUCUAUCGAGCUUGAAUCACCAUGGUCGAAGAAAACAACGCAAUUGUGGAUGACCAGCUGGAGCUCGUUCCUGACGACGCCGUCCCCGACGACGAUCAGGUCUCGCUGAGCUCGCAUGGAACAGACUUUACAUCGUUAAAAUCGAGUGUGUUGGAUUAUGAAUACGACAACGGCCGUCGAUACCAGAGCUACCGCAAGGGCGAAUACCUCUUCCCCAAUGAUGAAGACGAGCAAGACCGGAUGGAUUUUCUGCACCACAUUUACAACGUUGUCUUUGGGGGGAAGCUGUAUCUGGCGCCUCUCAAAGACGUAACGGGGCGUGUGCUUGACCUGGGCACAGGAACGGGUAUCUGGGCCAUAGAUUUUGCCGAUGAAAAUCCGGCAGCAGAAGUCAUCGGCAACGAUCUCAGUCCAAUCCAGCCUGGAUGGCUGCCUGCCAACUGCGCGUUUGAAGUUGAUGAUUUCACUGCCGACUGGACCUUCACCCAUCCCUUCCAAUUCAUCCACGGGCGCGAGCUUGCAGGCGCAGUCAAGGAUAUGGACCGGCUCGCAAAGCAGGCCUUUGACAACCUACAGCCAGGGGGCUACUUUGAGAUGAAGAGCAUCGGGCUUGAUUCCUGUUCUGAUGACAAUACGUUUGAGGAAAAAGCCACCUACUCCAAACAGAUGAAUGAGUUGGUCCACGAGGCAAGCAGCAAGUUCGGGAAACCCAUGCAGGACCUGACUGUGUGGGAGAAGAGUCUGGAGGCAGCUGGCUUUGUUGAUAUCGUUUCCCGGGUAAUUAAAGUCCCAACCAGCCCCUGGCCCAAGGAUCCCAAGCAAAAGGAGAUUGGACGGUACUUCCAGGCUAUUCUUCUCCAGGGGAUGAACUCUUAUUUGCCCAAGCUCUUCAUCGACGUUUUAGGAUGGACAAAGCUAGAGGUCACUGUGCUGAUCUCCAAGGCGAAGCAGGAGCUUGAUGAUCCUUCCAUCCAUCAGUACAGCAGGAUCUACACGUUCUAUGGCCGGAAGCCAUAGUUAGCCUUAGGAACUGAACGCGAUUACGAAUGACCUAUUCUAAUCUCUGCCCUAAAUCUUCAACACCCAUAGGCAGUAACCAGAACUCUAGGCAGAUUUCAUGACUCGCGUCACCAAUCUACAUGCUUGAUUCCCUCGUAUUUCUCCAC
Molecule: messenger RNA, 1404 nt
Organism: Penicilliopsis zonata CBS 506.65
Lineage: Eukaryota; Fungi; Ascomycota; Eurotiomycetes; Eurotiales; Aspergillaceae
Exons: 6
Coding region: 260-1255 (331 amino acids)
Molecular function (GO): methyltransferase activity
Source: RefSeq, a predicted model, not a curated record